Messenger RNA from Sodiomyces alkalinus F11, 1950 nucleotides. RefSeq names its product ER-derived vesicles protein ERV46. Gene Ontology annotation, cellular component: Golgi membrane; endoplasmic reticulum membrane; COPII-coated ER to Golgi transport vesicle. Gene Ontology annotation, biological process: endoplasmic reticulum to Golgi vesicle-mediated transport; retrograde vesicle-mediated transport, Golgi to endoplasmic reticulum. Bases 291 to 1601 code for a protein of 436 amino acids. The transcript has 4 exons. Lineage: Eukaryota; Fungi; Ascomycota; Sordariomycetes; Glomerellales; Plectosphaerellaceae. The record is from RefSeq and is a predicted model, not a curated record.
CUCCCAGCAAGUCCAAGUCUAGGGUAUCAUCUCGGACCGUUAUCAUACCAACACUAAAUUACCUUUAUAAAUGGUCCAAUUGGCUCUGAGGUUAUUGGUAGCAUCUACUUAUAUCUUUUGACCAUCUCUCUAGGGCAGGCCUUUCUUCCCUGCGUGUCGCGAAGGUGGAGGGGCAAGGCUAGAUCAGAGCGCACUGGAGCUUCCAGGCGAAAGACGACGAACGAUCUUGAUUGUCGCCCAGGUAACAAGACGCCUUUACUGAAGUUCGGCCUCCUUCGCUCGCUUUCACAAUGCCGGCCAAGUCGAGAUUCACCAGGCUCGAUGCCUUUACCAAAACUGUCGACGAAGCGCGCAUCCGUACGUCAUCCGGCGGCAUUAUCACCAUCGUCUCGCUUUUCGUCGUUUUAUGGCUGGCUUGGGGAGAAUGGACCGAUUACCGAAGGAUAGAGAUCCAUCCAGAGCUGGUGGUGGACAAGGGACGAGGCGAGCGGAUGGAAAUACAUCUUAACAUUACCUUCCCCAAGAUGCCAUGCGAGCUCCUGACCCUCGACGUUAUGGAUGUUUCCGGCGAACAACAACACGGAAUCGUCUCCGGUAUCAACAAGGUCCGCCUGAAGCCACAGAAGGAGGGCGGGGGCGAAAUAGACAAGCGGUCUCUAAAGCUUCACGAUGACGAAGAUUCCGCGACUCACCUCGACCCCAACUACUGCGGUCCCUGCUAUGGCGCCCCAGCCCCCGCCAACGCCGUGAAGCCGGGCUGCUGCAACACGUGCGACGAGGUGCGCGAGGCGUACGCCCAGGCGUCGUGGGGUUUCGGCCGCGGAGAAAACGUCGAGCAGUGUACACGGGAGCAUUACACCGAACGUCUGGACGAGCAGCGCCAGGAGGGAUGCCGCAUCGAGGGCGACUUGCGCGUCAACAAGGUCGUCGGGAACUUCCACGUCGCCCCGGGCCGCAGCUUCAGCAACGGCAACAUGCACGUCCACGACCUCAAGAACUACUGGGACAAGGAAACCUCCCAUGACUUCACCCACAUCAUCCACCACCUUCGUUUCGGGCCCCAGCUCCCGGACUCGGUCGCGCGCAGUGUCGCAAAGACGUUUUUGCCCGGGUCCAACAAGGGCAUGAACCCGCUCGAUGACACCCGCCAGAACACUGACGACCCUAACUUCAACUUUAUCUAUUUCGUCAAGAUUGUUCCCACAUCGUAUCUCCCUCUCGGCUGGGAGAACAAGGGCGGCUACUUCCAGCAGGACGACAAUGUUGUCCUUGGUUCCUACGGCCGCGGCAGCGACGGCAGUAUCGAAACCCACCAGUACUCGGUCACCAGCCACAAGCGGAGUCUUGCCGGCGGCGACGAUUCUGCCGAGGGCCAUGCGGAGCGUCUUCACUCCCGAGGCGGCAUUCCGGGUGUCUUCUUCUCCUAUGAUAUCUCCCCCAUGAAGGUCAUCAACCGCGAAGAGCGGGUCAAGACAUUUACCGGAUUUCUUACCGGUCUCUGCGCUGUUAUCGGCGGUACCCUGACCGUCGCUGCCGCGAUUGACAGGGGUUUCUUCGAGGGUUCCACCCGGCUCAAGAAGGUACUGUCGAAGGAGGCCUGAUGGGUGAGUGUUGCAUGUAUGUGGGCUUCGGUAUUAGAGCGAGGGAGAGCGCAUAUAAACGAAGUAGUGUGAAAGCAAGGGAUUAAGAUGCAGGCGUGGCGGUGGAUGCAUAUUCAGAGCAUGUGAGGGUAUGAUAAGCGUAGUUCUACGGAACAUGUUAUUGAUUUUAGUUGUAAAACUUUCUUGCAUAACUGGCUCUACGACACCAUGACAUACUCCUGGAUUUUUUAAGAAAUGAGGAUGGGAGUUCGUAUUUGCUCUCUUGCAUUUUCAAGAUUGCGAUGCGCGCUGUUUCGCUCUUCGUAGAGUCCGUCCACCAGCAAGCAUCACAUAAGAUCGCCUCUUUCCC